Messenger RNA from Chlorella variabilis, 276 nucleotides. RefSeq lists its product as hypothetical. The transcript has 4 exons. NCBI's taxonomy places the organism in Eukaryota, Viridiplantae, Chlorophyta, Trebouxiophyceae, Chlorellales, Chlorellaceae. The coding region runs from base 1 to 276 and encodes 91 amino acids. The record is from RefSeq and is a predicted model, not a curated record.
AUGAUCAAGGCCAACGAGCUGGAGAACUCGACGCAGACCUAUGUCGACUUCAUGUCGCGCUUCACCGGCCGCGACAAGGAGGAGGUCCGCCGCGACGUGGGGCGCAACAGGUACUUCACCCCCGACCAGGCCGUGGAGUAUGGCAUCAUCGAUAAGGUCAUGCAGCCCAGCGACGCGGUGGUGAUUGAGCGGCGGGACUAUGAGGGUAUGCUCCGCUCCAGCCAGGCCCAGAGCCGCCCGCGCAGCAGCGGCGCCAUGGCCGGCGCCGACGCCUGA